AUGCUAAUAGGUUUCCGUGCCACUGACCCUCAAGAUCCGGCGUUCACGGGUCCGGUCAUAUUACCGCACCCGUCAGUGACGGAGGGGUCAAAGAGUGCGUACGAGUCAAUGCGGCUCGAAGACGGCAGCCUGUUUGUGCGUAUUGACAUGCCCGGCGUCCCUGACGACCAAUUCACGGUGGCGGUGGAUAACGACGGUGGGGUCAUUGUGAGUGGACGAGCACCUCGGGCAAUAUACGACUCUAGUGGGCGUGAGUACAAAGGCAAAGUGGCGGUCGUUCCUCAAGGCUAUGACGAGAGUCAGAUCAAAGUGAUCACUAAACGUGGUGUCAUCCGCCUCAUCAUCCCUCCCUUCGAAGAUUUGGUCUAA
Messenger RNA from Microthlaspi erraticum, 369 nucleotides. NCBI's taxonomy places the organism in Eukaryota, Viridiplantae, Streptophyta, Magnoliopsida, Brassicales, Brassicaceae. The record is from the annotation of a GenBank genome assembly.